Molecule: messenger RNA, 537 nt
Organism: Vigna unguiculata (cowpea)
Lineage: Eukaryota; Viridiplantae; Streptophyta; Magnoliopsida; Fabales; Fabaceae
Source: RefSeq, a predicted model, not a curated record
AUGGAGGCAGACCGUGAACCAGUGCACCAGGUAAUUCCCAGGAAAGAGAGAAGCUCAUUUAAAUUUAUGGAGCAAAAUUUUGUUCCAGUAUUAGAAGAUGUAUGUUUACAAGUUCCCUCCCUUGUGGUGAGUCAAGAAAAGAGAAGUUGGAGGUUUACUCAUUGGGCAUUUACAGCUUUGGGUCGAGUUCUUCAUUUUCUAAACACUAAAAAGAUGGAAGAUAUGGACGAAGAAGCGUGUAAUCAUCUUCAAAGUUUAUGGGAUGAAGUUAAUGCAUUUGGGUUUGAUUUGACUUGGUUAGAAUUUCAUGUUGAAUAUGCUUUGGAAAUGAAAAGUUAUAAAGAGAAUGAUGCUAUGGAUGUGAAAAAGGUGAAGGAGAAUAUAGAUGCAUUAGAGAUUGAAACAAAUUGGUUGAGAAAAGUAGUGAUAAGUAAGGAGAAAGAACUUGAAAUGGCAGGAAGGAACUUGAUGAAAGAAGAGCGCUUUGAAGAGAACAAAAACAAUUUUGAUAAGAAAUUAGGAUAUGAAACUUAUUAG